Molecule: messenger RNA, 1721 nt
Organism: Lutra lutra (Eurasian river otter)
Lineage: Eukaryota; Metazoa; Chordata; Mammalia; Carnivora; Mustelidae
Gene: WDR41
Product: WD repeat domain 41
Exons: 13
Coding region: 284-1663 (459 amino acids)
Biological process (GO): regulation of autophagy
Cellular component (GO): lysosomal membrane
Molecular function (GO): protein binding
Source: RefSeq, a predicted model, not a curated record
UCCCCCCCCACCCCCCCCUCCCGCGCCGCUCUAGAUUUCAGCUGCUGUUUUCCUGGUGGCUGCCUCAAACCAAACCUCUCUGGCUGAGUACGGCAGUGCUUUGGGGACAAAAAUAUUCCUUUUCUCUGGCUCGGCCUUGUACUUAAUCGUUUCUUGGGCAAAUCGGGCGGCAAGUAUUUGUGUCUACAUUGCGCUGCAGUCCCGGAGGCAGGGGGAGGCUGAGCCCGGCGCUGAGUUCGGGCUGACUGGGGCCUGGGCCCUGCGAGUUUGUACCACUGCGCGGAUGUUGCGAUGGCUGAUCGGGGGAGGCCGAGAACCUCAGGGACUGGCGGAGAAAUCUCCUUUACAGACAAUAGGUGAAGAACAAACCCAGAACCCCUACACUGAACUGCUUGUACUGAAAGCUCAUCACGAUAUUGUACGAUUUCUGGUGCAGUUAGAUGAAUGCAGAUUUGCGUCUGCUGGUGAUGACGGAAUUAUAGUUGUGUGGAAUGCCCAGACAGGAGAAAAACUUCUGGAACUUAACGGACACACUCAAAAGAUAACAGCUCUUAUUACAUUUCCUUCCUUGGAAGCUUGUGAAGAAAAAAAUCAACUGAUCUUGACAGCUUCUGCUGAUAGAACAGUUAUUUUAUGGGAUUGUGAUACCGGCAGACAGGUUCGGAAAGUAUCCAGCUUCCAGUCUACUGUAAAGUGUUUAAUUGUUCUUCAGAGACUAGAUAUUUGGCUCUCUGGUGGGAAUGACCUAUGUGUGUGGAACCAAAAAUUAGAUCUCCUGUGUAAGACCAGUCAUCUUUCUGAUACAGGGAUCAGUGCUUUGAUUGAAAUACCUAAGAACUGUGUUGUGGCGGCAGUUGGCAAAGAACUGAUAAUUUUCCGGCUGGUAGUACCCACAGAAGAAUCAGUAGAAUGGGAUAUUCUUGAAAUUAAGCGCCUCCUUGAUCACCAGGAUAAUAUUCUCUCAAUGGUUAAUGUCAAUGAUGUGAGUUUUGUAACUGGCUCCCAUGUUGGAGAAAUGAUCAUCUGGGAUAUCCUGGACUGGACUGUGCAGGCCUGUGAAUGCAACUUCUGGGACCCAUCUCCACAACUGGACACCCAGCAAGAAAUAAAACUCUGCCAAAAACCAAACGACAUUUCUAUUCAUCAUUUCACAUGGGAUGAAGAGAAUGUAUUUGCUGCAGUUGGAAGGGGUUUAUAUGUGUAUAACCUUCAAACGAAGCGUGUGAUUGCUUGCCAGAAAAGCGCCCAUGACUCCAACGUCCUGCACACUGCCAAACUUCCGAACAGGCAGUUAGUCUCAUGCUCAGAAGAUGGCAGUGUACGCAUUUGGGAGUUAAGAGAAAAACAGCAGCUUGCCGCUGAACCUGUCCCAACAGGUUUUUUCAACAUGUGGGGAUUUGGGAGAGUGAACAAACAAGCCAGCCAGCCUGUUAAAAAGCAGCAAGAAAAUGCCCCUCCGUGUUCAUUGGAGCUUAUUGGAGAUUUGAUUGGACACUCCUCAUCCGUGGAGAUGUUUCUAUACUUCGAAGAUCAUGGACUAGUGACGUGCUCUGCUGACCAUCUCAUUAUUUUGUGGAAAAAUGGAGAAAGAGAAUCUGGAUUGCGCAGUUUAAAAUUAUUUCAAAAAUUAGAGGAGAAUGGUGACUUAUAUCUUGACAUCUAGUUGAAGGAAUUUGGAAUACGUGUGUGUGAACCUUGAAUGUCAAAUAUAGGGUAAUACU